AUGCAGCGUGCCGCGGAUGCAGGUGACCAGCCAGCCGUGCUCAAACACGCCGCCGAGGUGCUGCGCGAGCUACGCACGAGUCUGCUGUCCCCAAAAAACUACUACCAGCUCUAUAUGCAGGUGAUGGACGAGCUGCGGCACUUCGAGAGCUACGUAGAGGAGCAGCAGCAGGCUGGUGCCUCCAUGCAAGUGCUCUAUGAGCGCGUCCAGAGCAGCGGCAACGUGCUGCCAAGACUGUAUUUAUUGGUGACGGUGGGUUCAGUGUACAUUAAGUCACAAGAAGCUCCAGCUCGGGACGUGCUGACAGACUUAGUGGAAAUGACAAAAGGAGUGCAAUAUCCACUACGAGGGCUCUUUUUGAGGCACUAUUUGUCGCUCAGUGUCCGUGAUAAGCUCCCGGAUACGGGCUCCGUGUACGAGCAAUCCGGUGGAGGC
This is a messenger RNA of Phytophthora nicotianae INRA-310, 435 nucleotides long. RefSeq lists its product as hypothetical. NCBI's taxonomy places the organism in Eukaryota, Oomycota, Peronosporomycetes, Peronosporales, Peronosporaceae. Gene Ontology annotation, cellular component: retromer, cargo-selective complex; retromer complex; late endosome. Gene Ontology annotation, biological process: intracellular protein transport; retrograde transport, endosome to Golgi. The transcript is spliced from 3 exons. The record is from RefSeq and is a predicted model, not a curated record. The annotation marks the transcript as partial.